AUGUCUUUCAUUUCCUCCACCUCAAGCUCUAGUUCUUCUGAUUUCUCAAAUAACGUUGAAUUUGAUCGGUUAGUUGAUGAUUAUGCUGCUAACCACCUACAACAUAUUUUAAUUCCCCAAGACUCACCACAAGAAUUCCAACUUAAUAAUGAUAUAGAAAAUGUCCCGGAGCCUAAAAGGGAUAGGGAAAGAGAAAAAGGGCAUGUGCAACUAUAUAACGAUUAUUUUGCGAGUAACGCAGUGUAUAACGACAACCAAUUCCGCCGUAGAUUUCGUAUGCAAAGAUCUUUGUUCUGUCGCAUUAUGAAUAAGGUGGUUGAAGGGGAUCAAUUCUUCCAACAACGUCGGAAUGCAGCUGGAAAGCUUGGUUUAUCACCGUUGCAGAAAUGCACCGCUGCAAUAAGAAUGUUAGCGUAUAGCGUAGCCCCUGAUGUCGUGGAUGAAUAUCUUCGUAUAGGUCAAACAACCUCAAAGAAUGCAUUGCAACAUUUCUGUCAGGGGGUUAUUACACAUUUUGAAAGUGACUAUCUACGUAAACCUACAGCUGAAGAUCUAAGGAAAAUCCUUCACCAAAAUGAAUUGCGUGGGUUUCCAGGCAUGGUUGGUAGUAUAGAUUGCAUGCAUUGGGAGUGGAAGAAUUGUCCUACGGCUUGGAAAGCACAAUAUGCUAGUCGUAGCAAAACUGCAACCCUCAUUCUUGAAGCCGUUGCUGAUCAAGAUUUAUGGAUUUGGCAUGCGUUCUUUGGAAUGUCUGGCUCAUGUAAUGAUCUUAAUGUCCUUUACCGUUCACCGGUGUUUGAUGAUGUUUUACAAGGUCGUGCACCACCAAUAAAUUUUUGGGUUAACGGACAUCAAUAUAAGUUGGCCUACUACUUGGCAGAUGGGAUUUACCCGAGAUGGCCAACUUUUAUACAUGGUAUAACACAUCCUUAA
This is a messenger RNA of Chenopodium quinoa (quinoa), 933 nucleotides long. RefSeq lists its product as uncharacterized. The transcript has a single exon. The record is from RefSeq and is a predicted model, not a curated record. Bases 1 to 933 code for a protein of 310 amino acids. NCBI's taxonomy places the organism in Eukaryota, Viridiplantae, Streptophyta, Magnoliopsida, Caryophyllales, Amaranthaceae.